AUGACAGCUACAAAGAGGCCAAUCCUGGGUUCACAUCAUCCUGACUUGGGGUCGUCAAUCCCCUCGUCUCGGGCCGACAAUGACUUCCUGCGGCGUAUCGAAGCUCUGGUGGGCAGGUCAGUUACCGCCAUCAGAGCUUCUAAGUUCAGAAGACUAAUAAUGGUGGUCGCCUUUCUCACAACCUGUUCGAUCAUUCUGUGGGUUAAGGUCAUAGCUCCCAUCAUCCAGGAAGGGAGAUCUGCUUGGUCUGCCCUCAAGUCAAGUUCAGUGGUUGCAGACACCGUGAACGAAGCCAGCCAUCCCAAAUUUCCGGAUAUGGUUUUCGUCAAGACACUAGAUCCUGCAUUGCUUCCACAGUCUUCCACCGGUGAUGCUAGCUCCCGCUCCAGGAAGACGAGGUUGAUAUUUGUGGGCGAUAUCCAUGGUUGCAGGAUGGAGCUGGAGGCCCUGCUGAAGAAAGUACAAUUUCAUUCUUCGACGGAUCAUUUGAUUUCCGUUGGAGAUAUUGUUUCCAAAGGACCGGAUUCGCUCGGGGUGAUUGACCUGCUGCGUCGUUGUAACGCUUCGUGUGUGCGCGGGAACCACGAUGACCGUCUUCUGUUGACCGCGCUGCAACUUCGAUCAAAAGCGUCCGGGACAGGCGCGGAUAACUAUGCAGGAAUGGAUUCAACUGACGAGUCUGCCGAAGCGACUGAUCCUGUGCAGCAGUUGGCGAAGUCGCUCAAAGCGGAGCACCUGGAAUACCUACAAUCCUGCCCGGUGAUUCUUCGUCUAGGGUCAUUGGAAGCUUUCAACGGUGAUGCGGUGGUGGUGCACGGUGGGCUCAUUCCGGGUCUAGCUCUGGGAUCCCAAGACCCUGUGUCGGCCAUGAACAUGCGGAUUGUUGACCUUGCUACACGUAUACCUUCUAAGAAGCACAAGCAAAAAGGAAGUGUUGCUUGGUACAGGUUAUGGAACAGAUACCAACAGCUACUGCCCGUGCGCCAGCGCUUUGACAACUUGAAGGGUGAUAAAGGUCGAGAAUAUGAAAAACCUGUGACUGUCGUUUACGGUCACGAUGCCAAAAAAGGCUUGCAAAUCCACAAAUACACCAAAGGACUCGACAGCGGCUGUGUCAAUGGAGGUAAACUCACGGCUUUGGUCGUCGAGGGUAACGGAAAGCAAAAGCUUUUUCAAGUCGACGGCAAGAACUAUCGGGACGGAGCAUCGCUUCCAGUUGAUGUUCUUCGAGAUGGCGCGCCACCAUACCCUGCAGCCGAAAAGGCAGGUUGA
Messenger RNA from Fonsecaea multimorphosa CBS 102226, 1272 nucleotides. RefSeq lists its product as uncharacterized. Gene Ontology annotation, cellular component: cytoplasm. The coding region runs from base 1 to 1272 and encodes 423 amino acids. NCBI's taxonomy places the organism in Eukaryota, Fungi, Ascomycota, Eurotiomycetes, Chaetothyriales, Herpotrichiellaceae. Gene Ontology annotation, biological process: polyphosphate catabolic process. Gene Ontology annotation, molecular function: phosphatase activity; endopolyphosphatase activity. The record is from RefSeq and is a predicted model, not a curated record. The transcript has a single exon.